Messenger RNA from Sphenostylis stenocarpa, 240 nucleotides. The record is from the annotation of a GenBank genome assembly. NCBI's taxonomy places the organism in Eukaryota, Viridiplantae, Streptophyta, Magnoliopsida, Fabales, Fabaceae.
AUGCAUGAAUGGUUUGGAUCAAAUGAUUUGAAGGGAAAUUGUCCUUCCCAUAGUGGUUCCUCUACUGUAAUUGUGAACUUGCAUGGAGAUGGGUUGGUUUUGUUCGUCUGGUGCAUUUGUGGUGGUGCUAUUGGAGGUGGUGAUUGGUCGUGUUUGUUGGUGGUGUUUCUUCUCGGUAGUGGUAAUGCUACUGUUGUCUUUCCUGGUGUGGUCUCGUUUUGGUCUGCUGCUUUUCCUUAA